This is a messenger RNA of Fusarium fujikuroi IMI 58289, 1506 nucleotides long. Its product is annotated as probable to N-acetylglucosaminyltransferase SPT14. The coding region runs from base 1 to 1506 and encodes 501 amino acids. Gene Ontology annotation, molecular function: phosphatidylinositol N-acetylglucosaminyltransferase activity. Gene Ontology annotation, cellular component: glycosylphosphatidylinositol-N-acetylglucosaminyltransferase (GPI-GnT) complex. The record is from RefSeq and is a predicted model, not a curated record. NCBI's taxonomy places the organism in Eukaryota, Fungi, Ascomycota, Sordariomycetes, Hypocreales, Nectriaceae. The transcript is spliced from 2 exons. Gene Ontology annotation, biological process: GPI anchor biosynthetic process.
AUGACACGCCGCACGUACAAUAUCGCCAUGGUCAGCGACUUCUUCUUCCCGCAACCAGGAGGCAUCGAAUCUCACAUUUACCAACUCGCUACGAAGCUUGUCGACCGUGGUCACAAAGUCAUCAUCAUAACUCAUGCCUACGACGACCGCAAGGGCGUGCGGUACCUCACCAACGGCGUCAAGGUCUAUCACGUUCCUUUCCUCGUCAUCUACCGUUCAGCAACGUUUCCAACCGUCUUUUCAUUCUUCCCCAUCUUCAGAAAUAUUUGCAUUCGUGAGCGCAUCGAGAUUGUGCAUGGCCAUGGCAGCCUCAGCAGUCUAUGCCAUGAAGCUAUCUUGCAUGCUCGUACCAUGGGGUUACGUACUGUUUUCACGGAUCACUCACUCUUUGGCUUUGCCGACGCUGGAACAAUUCUCACAAACAAGCUCCUCAAGUUUACUUUGAGUGAUGUUGAUCACAGCAUAUGUGUCAGCCAUACAUGUAAGGAGAACACGGUCCUUCGCGCAUCACUCGACCCAGUCAUGGUUUCUGUGAUACCAAACGCUGUUGUUGCAGAGAACUUUCGUCCUAAGGAUGUCCCAGCGUCGCCAUCUCCCCAAGCCACGAGUUUUGGCUCAGAAGGACCAGUCUAUCCUCCACCUCAGCGCAUCGGACCUCGCGAUACCAUCACAAUCGUUGUUAUUUCACGCUUAUUCUACAAUAAAGGCACUGAUCUCCUCAUUGCCUCUAUUCCUCGCGUGUUGGAAAAUCAUCCAAACACCCGCUUUAUCAUUGCAGGCUCCGGCCCUAAAGCCAUCGACCUCGAACAAAUGAUCGAAACAAACGUGCUCCAGGAUCGUGUCGAGAUGCUCGGUCCCAUCCGUCACGAAGAAGUCAGAGACGUUAUGGUUCGAGGCCACAUCUACCUCCACCCAUCUCUGACCGAGGCUUUCGGAACUGUCAUUGUUGAAGCCGCCAGCUGCGGCCUUUAUGUCGUGUGUACACAGGUUGGCGGCAUCCCAGAGGUCCUCCCCUCGCAUAUGACGACGUUCGCCAAACCAGAAGAAGACGAUAUCGUCCUCGCCACAAGCAAAGCCAUCAGUGCGAUGCGUGCUGGAAAGAUUCGUACCGAGAAAUUCCACGAACAAGUCAAAAAGAUGUACUCAUGGCAAAAUGUCGCUCUGCGCACGGAGCGCGUUUACGACGGCAUUUCGGGCACCAUCCCUGAGGACGAGUUCUACGGUGUUGACACAUCAGGCUACGGUAGCCGUAUACGCAAUUUUGCUCUUAUAGAUCGUCUGAAGCGCUACUAUGGUUGUGGUAUCUGGGCCGGAAAGCUCUUCUGUCUUUGUUGCGUUGUGGAUUACCUCUUUUUUCUGUUCCUAGAGUGGUGGUUUCCGAGGGACAACAUCGAUAUAUGCCCAGACUGGCCUCGCAAGAGACCUGCCGAUGAUGAUGCAAGUUCCAAGAAGGGGGCACAUAGUAAUCGGUCAAGCACAUCACUAGGGGCUUCGAAGCUCGAAUAA